GUCGUCCCGCCCCAUCCCACUGAAAGACAGCAGGUUGCAUUCAGCGAGUUGUUGGCCAGAAGCAAAUAUCUUAGAGCUGUAAGAUCUUUGGCCAGAAGGGAACGGCAAGAAUGUUUGCUGGGGACAAGGAAUGCGAUCUAUUGAGCGGUUUUCAACCCCCUUUUGAACAUUUUUCCACGCAGGCUCUUCACGUGGGGCAGGAUGCCGAACAGUGGACCUCGAUGGCAGUUGUGCCCCCGAUUUCCCUGUCAACCACUUUUAAGCAGGUUACACCAGGGAAGCAUGCGGGCUUUGAAUAUAGCCGCAGUGGAAAUCCUACACGGAACUGUUUGGAGAAGGCUGUUGCAGCACUUGAUGGAGCAAAAUACUGCAUGGCAUUUGCAUCUGGUUUGGCAACUACGAUGACUAUUGCCCACCUGCUGAAGUCCGGUGAUGGCAUUAUUUGCAUGAAUGACGUAUAUGGAGGUACCAACAGAUACUUUCGCAGUGUUGGAUCUGAAAUGGGUUUGCAAACCUGUUUCAUUGACUGCACGUCAUUGAAGUGCCUGAGGGAAGCAAUUAAACCAAACACCAAGCUUGUCUGGAUUGAGACUCCGACUAACCCAAUGAUGAAUGUUACUGACAUCAAAGCUUGUGCAGAGUUGGUACACAAGCGCGGAGACAUCAUUAUGGUGGUGGACAACACCUUCAUGUCACCUUAUUUCCAGCGUCCUUUGGCCCUUGGUGCUGAUAUUUGCAUGUAUUCUGCAACAAAGUAUAUGAAUGGUCAUUCUGAUGUAGUCAUGGGGUUGGCUUCCACGAAUCGUGAUGACCUGUAUCAAAAAUUGAAGUUCUUGCAAAAUGCUAUUGGUGCUGUUCCAUCUCCAUUUGAUUGUUUUUUGUGUAACCGUGGUUUAAAGACAUUAUCCCUACGAAUGAGGCAACACUUCAAAAACGGACUGGCUGUUGCCCAGUUUUUGGAGGCAGAUCCUCGGGUAGAGAAGGUCCUUUUCCCAGGGCUCCCUUCUCAUCCACAAUACAAGCUGACAAAGCAGCAGUGCACUGGGACUUCUGGCAUGAUAUCUUUCUUAAUUAAAGGAAAUCUGGAAAAUGCCAAGAUAUUCCUGGAGAACCUCAAAAUAUUUUGCCUUGCCGAGAGUUUGGGAGGAUAUGAAAGCCUGGCUGAGCAUCCGGCGAUUAUGACGCAUGCUUCUGUCCCAGUGGAGGAGCGCAAAGCAUUAGGGAUCAGUGAUACCCUAAUCAGAUUAUCCGUUGGUUUGGAGGAUGUGGAGGACAUCAUUGAAGACCUACAUCAAGCUCUAAAAGUGGCACAUCCAAACGUGGUAACAUCGCCCAUAUAAAGCAACGUGUUCCUUGGAAGAAAUGUGAUCACAAAUAGGGAACAGACCUCAAGAAGAUUGGCAAAAAUGUUGAAUCAAUUGCAACGUUUGAGUUAAUUUCAACCACUUGAAUUGUUUUAAUCUGAUUGUAACAGAUGAAUAGCAAAUUUAUGGCUAUUUGAUAUUUAGUUUACUGAAUAGAAAAUGAUUAAUUCAUUUUUAAAUAACAAAAUUUUAUCUUUCUUGGGAAUGACGGGAGAGAACUAUAAAACUAUUAAAUAUUAUUGAAGUCAAA
Molecule: messenger RNA, 1614 nt
Organism: Leucoraja erinaceus (little skate)
Lineage: Eukaryota; Metazoa; Chordata; Chondrichthyes; Rajiformes; Rajidae
Product: cystathionine gamma-lyase-like
Exons: 12
Coding region: 111-1340 (409 amino acids)
Biological process (GO): transsulfuration
Cellular component (GO): cytoplasm
Molecular function (GO): cystathionine gamma-lyase activity; pyridoxal phosphate binding
Source: RefSeq, a predicted model, not a curated record